Epithele typhae is the source of this 1632-nucleotide messenger RNA. RefSeq lists its product as uncharacterized. The transcript has 4 exons. The record is from RefSeq and is a predicted model, not a curated record. Bases 1 to 1632 code for a protein of 543 amino acids. Gene Ontology annotation, biological process: intracellular mRNA localization. Gene Ontology annotation, cellular component: endoplasmic reticulum; ribonucleoprotein complex; nuclear outer membrane-endoplasmic reticulum membrane network. NCBI's taxonomy places the organism in Eukaryota, Fungi, Basidiomycota, Agaricomycetes, Polyporales, Epitheliaceae. Gene Ontology annotation, molecular function: mRNA binding.
AUGGCUCCCAAGUCGAAGUCCGCCGCGACCAACGGUGCGUCCAAAAAGCCCUCCUCCGCCGCGCCCUCGGGCACCGCGAGCCCCGUCCCGCCCGCGGUCUCUGCGGAGCCCCAGGAGCUCGCUUCCUACGGCUCCGGCAAGCCGGACAAGGCCGUCUACGACGCGGAGCAGAACAAGAUCAAGACGGAGAUCGACGCCGUGCAGGCCAAGCUGAACGUCGUCAGGGACAAGCUCGGUGGCGGCAAGGGCGGUCCCGCCCAGGAGCGGCGGAACAAGCUCCGCGCGGAGCUGGACGAAAUCCGCGGCCAGCAGUCGACGGGCAAGCUCGCGAGGGGGAAGCUGCACGAGCAGCUGGACGCUAUGCGCGAGGCCACGAGCAAGAGGAUAAAAGAUCUUAACGCUCAGAAGUUGAAGAUCCCGUACAAAACUGUGGUCGAAGUCGAGGACCGCAUCAGGCAGCUGGAGAAGCAAGUUGAGUCUGGUAGCAUGAAGCUGGUGGAAGAGAAGCGUGCCCUACAGGAGAUCAGCCAGUGGAAGCGGAGCCGGCGGAUAGUCGAGGGUUUCCAGGCCGAGCAGGACACCAUCGACGCGGAGCGCGCGGCGGCCGAAGAGCUUCGCAAGCAGCUCGACGACCCUGUGGCCAAGGCCGCGUCGGAGCGCUACGACACGAUCAAGAAGGAGCUCGAUGAGAUCAAGAAGGAGAAUGACGAGGCGUACGCCAGCCGGAGCAAGCUCCUCGACGAGCGGACUGCGUUCCAGACGCAGCUCGACGAGCUCUACGGCCGCAAGCGCGACUCCGCCGCGCGCUUCAAGGACGCGAACGACCGGUUCUACACGAAGCUCACCGAGGACCGCGCCCGCCGCGCAGAGCGCCUCCGCACGCAGCGCGAGGAGCAAGAGGCGGCGAAGAAGAAGGAGAUUGUGGACCGCAUCCGCGACGAGGCCGACACCCCCGCGUUCCAGGCGCAGAUCGAGGACUGCCAAACGCUCGUCGACUACUUCUCUGGCAAGUCCACCGCGAGCACGCUCUCCACCCAGAAGCCGCUCAUCGAGCGCGCGGACGUCGCGGGCGUCGCGAAGCUCGACAUCCGCAAGGUUGAAGCCAAGCCCGACGGUGUCGUCGUCCGCAAGAAGAAGGGCGAGGACGAGGAGUCGUACUUCAUCGGCGCCGGCAAGAAGAAGGGCGGCAAGAAGGGCGGCGCGAAGCCUGCCCCCUCUCCCGCCCCCGCCCCCGCGGCGGACGCGGAGGCAGAGGUUGCCGCUCCCACCGCUGGCGGCCAGCUCAACGUCCCUCUGCCCAUCCUCACCGCGCUCCUCUCGCUCUCAAUACCGCCCCCGACGUCCACCACGGACGUGCCCCGCGUCAUUGAGGACCUGAAGACGAAAAAGGCGUGGUUCGAGGCUAACCAGACCCGCCAGACCGCUGAGAACAAGGCCAAGGCUGAGGCCGAGAUUCGCAAGCUGCUUGGCAGCAAGGCUGUCGACGCGGACGUGCCGCCCAGCGACGGCGCCGAGCACCCCCCAGAGCCGGCGCCUACCCCCGCCGCGGCUGACGCGCCCGCGGUCGCAGUCCCCGCGGAGUCGGUCGCCGAGAACCUGGAGGCAGUCGCGGAGCAGGAGGCCGAAGCAUAG